AUGACCGACAGGCUUCAACCCCGCGUUGCGAAGUCUUGCGACAAUUGCAAGGCCAGGAAAACUCGCUGCAUACGCCCUUCAAGCAGCGCAGUCUGCACCCCUUGCCAGAAACGCAAAGUUGAGUGUCACUAUAGCCUGACACGCAGACAAUUGAGGCCAAAGAAGUCAGAAGACACCUUAAGUCCAGCAACUGUACCUCCAUCAAAUCACAAUGCGUCCUCAGCUGCAUCUGUGUCCACGGAUGCCUCGGCAUCUUAUGUUGAUCAAAUUCUCGUCGAUAAGAAUGCAGAUGGCAGGAAUCGCGAGGCAUGCUCCAUGUUCAAGGCUCGUGAAAACCAAGUCCUCAGUACUGGCAUGGCCUUCUUUUCGGAGAGCCACAUCCACUCCCUAACCAAUAUGCUUGGUCACGGCAGAUUGAGAGAUGUCCUCGAUGCUAUGGGGGAAGCUAUGUAUCAGCAUGCACAUGGUAUCAGCAUCGAUUUCAGCACUCCCGCAUCACCAAUCAAAAUCUCCCAUGAGGAGGCAGCUCAUUAUAUCAAAGUUUAUUUUGAUGACUUACAUCCCUUGACACCCUUUCUUGACCGAGCCGACUUUGAGCGGAGAAUCUCGGGGCCAGAAUUACCGGAGUUACUAGCAAAUAAUGCGCCGUUCUGUGCGCUAUAUCAUACUUUGCUGGCACUUGGAUGCCAGUAUAUGGAUGGUGGAUCUUUUGUUCCAGGCAAAGGGAAAGCAUGGAAUUACUUUCAGCUUGCAUUGAGCCUGUUCCCAAGAAUACUUGCUCCACCUCAAACUUUACUUCAUGUCCAAGCACUGGCAGCCAUGGCAGUCUUCACAAUGAGCUUCUCCUGUAUUCCAAUCGGCGAGACCUUGAUGUCCGAGGCCGCGAGAAUAGUUCAAUUGCAGGGAUAUAACGCCGCAUACGUUCAAACAGAGAAUGAAUCAUUGUGUCAUAGAGCUUUCUGGGUUAUAUAUUGGCUGGAAAAGGUCACUUCCUUUUUCCGAGGACGUGGUUCUAUGAUACCCGACUACGACAUAGGCUGUCCUGUUCCAGCAUGUUCCGAGACUGCCCCGGGACAGCUUGAUUGGCUAUUGACGACAGCGCGCCUGGGUCGCCUGAUGUCUCGCACUUACGAAUGUCUCUUUUCCGUGAGUGCAGUCCAGAUGCACACAGCUGCCCGCAUCGCGGCUGUAGACUCGAUGUCUCGCGAGCUAGAAGCUUGGAUUCAAACUCUCCCCGAACCCUAUCAGCCCGGAACCCCACUUCGCUUCUCAAAGGGCAAGAGCCCCUGCGCGCAAGAUAUGGCGCUGCAAAUACGGUUCAUAUACUAUGCUUUGGUUAUGUCUAUGUGCCGGCUUCGGAUCCAUCUUACAAGCGACCAAGCGAACGAGACAAAUCAAGAGACCAAGCGUCAACUGAUGGAGACCGCUCGAGCUGUUAUAUACCAUACGCGUUAUAUUGAGCAUGAGGCGCACGUUCCAGCCUGGCAACUAGGCAUCGUCCCUAUUUCCGCUCUUUUUGUUAUCUUUGACUUUGUCAUUCAUAACCCAUUCCACAAAGAGACGGCCACCAAUAUCUCGUUCUUGGACAUAGCAGCCGGUUAUUUCAGCCGUUGGGAAAUCAGUAACAGGGAUUCUCUACCAGCAUCAACUGCUGCUGAAUUUUCUCACAUUGCUCGUCAAUUUGUGCGGGAUGUACAAGCUAGGCUGCAGACCACAGACUCACGAAGGACUUCACGCCUCGAGGCAGAUAAUACAGUACCAAUGACAGGCGAGAAGAACGACUCCUCCGGAUUUGCUCUCGAUCCAAACCAGGUAACGAAUGAAGAAUCCUUCAUUCUCCCGGACAUCGAAGCUUUCUCAGCCACUGGACCAGACCAACUAUUUUAUCCUGAAGACCCGCUCCAAACAUUACUUGGAACGUACAUGCCACCUACGACCGACAUAUCUAACAUGUUCAACUCGACUUUGUGGAAUCCGUGA
Molecule: messenger RNA, 1980 nt
Organism: Aspergillus tubingensis
Lineage: Eukaryota; Fungi; Ascomycota; Eurotiomycetes; Eurotiales; Aspergillaceae
Product: squalene/oxidosqualene cyclases family protein
Exons: 12
Coding region: 1-1980 (659 amino acids)
Biological process (GO): regulation of DNA-templated transcription; DNA-templated transcription
Molecular function (GO): zinc ion binding; DNA-binding transcription factor activity, RNA polymerase II-specific; DNA binding
Source: RefSeq, a predicted model, not a curated record